Molecule: messenger RNA, 633 nt
Organism: Prionailurus viverrinus (fishing cat)
Lineage: Eukaryota; Metazoa; Chordata; Mammalia; Carnivora; Felidae
Gene: PRR20G
Product: proline rich 20G
Exons: 2
Coding region: 1-633 (210 amino acids)
Source: RefSeq, a predicted model, not a curated record
AUGCCGCUGUGGAAUAUGGCCUCUGCCUCUGUCCUCAUGCUGUUCUCACUGAGUCUGGGGGCCAACAGAAGUGGCCCCAUCGCAGGUGUGCAUUCUCAGGAGCCAGACUGCUCUGGGAUGGAAGCCGGAGGCAUCGUGAAAGCAGAUGGCCCCGUGAAACCAGGCCAGCCCUCGAAACCCUUUGCUGUGGUGAAACCUAUGAGAUGUGUGACCCCGGCUUUCACACCUGACCUCGGAGACAGAGACCAAGGCCAUCGUGAAGGAAGGGGAACAGACCUUCACCGAGACCCUGGCCUCCAAGGGAGGCCAAGACGCAUGCUGAGACCAGGUCUGCGUGUGGAGUCGGACCGCCGCGAUGAGCCCAGACACCAUGUGGAACCAGAAGCCACGCAGACCCCAUCCCUCCCUUCUACUGGGGGAGCGAUGGUGCGACUUACAGCACAGCCUGGGGCGGGAGUCCAGGCGCUGCCUGAUGCGUCUGGGUAUUGGGUCCUCACCGAUGCCCCAACUUCUGGCGUCUAUCCCUGCUUGGGGUUCAGACCCUUAGAGGGCUCAACUUUGUUCUUCACGCAGACCCCCUCUGGUACCUUUGUGUACGGGGUCCCAGAGUUUUUUACCCACAUUGCGCAGUGA